CUGAAUCUGAUGCAUAUGCUUUGCUGAUGCCUUUCAACAAUGAUUACUUAGUAACCGCAUGGCAUAUGCACAAUUUGCUGUUCUGGUUGUUUUUCAGAUCCUUCCAAUUCCUUCGUACUGCGUCCUCCACCUCGUUCUCCUACCAGCAGCACAUUGCCAAUUUAGAGCCCACCCUAAACAUAUCAAACACGCUGCUCAGCCGUUCAAGUAUCUAAACAGGCAUACUGGAUCGCUCAUAGCGACGCAUGAGUCUGAGAAGCGGAGCAUGUGUGGAAGAGUUGAGAAGGAAUUGUUAGGAGAUCUGGGGGGUUGGUGUCGUUCCUUGGUGUCGUUAUAGCUCAUGCACUGGCAAGAAAUCGAUGCUGUCACUGCAUAGACGUCAACUCCGAAAUUUAAAUACAAUUAUAAGCACGCACAUCACAAGCUAUAUAUACAAGUCUGCCACCACCCGACCCAAUAUUAUCCGAAAUGGCCCUCAUCACCAACUUAUUUACACAAGUGUCUCACAAUAGAGUCCCACGUGCU
Messenger RNA from Suillus paluster, 525 nucleotides. RefSeq lists its product as uncharacterized. The transcript has 4 exons. Lineage: Eukaryota; Fungi; Basidiomycota; Agaricomycetes; Boletales; Suillaceae. The coding region runs from base 59 to 337 and encodes 92 amino acids. The record is from RefSeq and is a predicted model, not a curated record.